Molecule: messenger RNA, 687 nt
Organism: Penicillium waksmanii
Lineage: Eukaryota; Fungi; Ascomycota; Eurotiomycetes; Eurotiales; Aspergillaceae
Product: tRNA (carboxymethyluridine(34)-5-O)-methyltransferase
Exons: 3
Coding region: 1-687 (228 amino acids)
Biological process (GO): tRNA wobble uridine modification
Cellular component (GO): cytoplasm; nucleus
Molecular function (GO): S-adenosylmethionine-dependent methyltransferase activity; tRNA binding
Source: RefSeq, a predicted model, not a curated record
AUGGCCGACGAGUACGAGCAAAAUCAUGUACAUGAAGUGUAUCAGCAGAUUGCUGGGCACUUCUCCGCAACACGUUUCAAGGCCUGGCCCAUCGUGGAACAAUUCCUCCAGGCGCAGUCUCCCGGGUCUGUUGGUCUGGACGUAGGAUGUGGCAAUGGGAAGAAUUUGACCGUCAAUAAGGAUGUCUUUAUAGUGGCUUCGGAUAGAUCGGAAAAUCUGGCGCGAAUUGCAAUCCAGCAUCAGCCCCAUUCCACCGUGGUGGCUGACAUUCUCCAACUCCCGCAUCGGGACGCCUUCUUUGACUUUGCAAUCUCCAUCGCAGUGGUCCACCAUAUGUCGACCCCAGAGCGGCGAGUGGAGGCAGUUGCCGAGAUAUUGCGAACUGUAAGACGGGGCUCGGGGACGGAACCAGGGGGGAAAUUCCUGGUUUAUGCCUGGGCGCUGGAGCAAAAGGAUAGUCGUCGUGGUUGGGAUAAAGGUGAUCCCCAAGAUAUCAUGGUUCCUUGGGUUCGAAAGUCCAAGUUGGACCAAGGGCAAGAGCAGACCUUCCAUCGGUACUAUCAUCUGUAUGAGGAAGGGGAGCUAGAGCGCGAUAUCGAGCAAGCCGGUGGACAGGUUUUGGAGUCCGGGUAUGAGAAGGAUAAUUGGUGGGCUAUUGCGACGCCCAAGCCCAAGCCCGCUUCCUGA